UCUCCCGUUCGCCGAGAACGCGAGAACAGCCGACCAGCCGGAGCGGCACGUGCGAGUCCGCAUAUGGGUAACGGCAGUCGCACGUGCGAAUCAUCCAGCGCUGUAAGUAGAGGGGGCGAGGCAUGAAAAAGAAACCGAUCUAGGGUUUCUUGGAGGUCGAAUCCCACAGAUCUCCAUCCCGGAUCCAGGGCCUUCCGACCUCCCCAGGUUUCAGGUCAGAAACGCGUUAGUGAUUGAGUUUCUUGGGUUUUGGAGGGCGAGAAUUGGGAUUAGAUUUAGGUUAGGAUUCGGUUCGUUGACGUGCGUCAAUCGCUGGUCUCGUUUUCGUGGUUGACGCUGGAUAUCGGAGGCGGUCCCAUGUGAUUUGCGGACCGGACUGCAUUUAAGCUGGGAGGAUAUAUAUUGCUGAUCCAUCUCUGAAUUGUUCAAGGCAGUUUGUGAACUUUGUCUGUCUUCAAUUUCUUCAUAGAGAUCCAAUUUUUGCUCUUGCUUCAUUCGUUGCUUGCAAAUUCCUUUUGUUGCUGUCCAGUCUGAGUUGCUGAUAUGAAGACUCAUGAACGUGCUGCAAAUCUUGCUCUUCUAGGUUUAACCUUUGCACCACUUGUCCUGAAGGUAGAUCCCAAUUUGAAUGUAAUUUUAACAGCAUGCCUAACUGUUUAUGUGGGUUGCUUUCGGUCAGUCAAACCAACACCACCAUCAGAAACAAUGUCAAAUGAGCAUGCCAUGCGCUUUCCUCUUGUUGGGAGUGCAAUGCUCCUAUCAUUGUUUCUACUCUUCAAAUUCUUCUCAAAAGAUUUGGUGAACGCUGUUCUUACAUGUUACUUCUUUGUCCUUGGGAUCAUCGCUUUUUCGGCAACAUUGUUACCUUCAAUUAAGCGUUUUCUUCCAAAACAUUGGAAUGAAGACCUCAUCGUUUGGCGUGCUCCAUACUUUCACUCUGCUUCAGUGGAGUUCACCAGGUCUCAGAUUGUUGCCUCAAUUCCAGGAACCUUGUUCUGUGUGUGGUAUGCUUCGCAAAAGCAUUGGCUCGCUAACAAUAUUUUGGGUAUUGCAUUCUGCAUUCAGGGAAUUGAAAUGCUGUCAUUGGGCUCAUUUAAAACUGGUGCCAUUCUAUUGGCUGGACUGUUUGUAUAUGAUAUCUUUUGGGUGUUCUUUACUCCUGUGAUGGUUAGUGUUGCUAAAUCUUUUGAUGCUCCCAUAAAGCUUCUAUUCCCAACUUCUGAUUUGGCACGGCCUUUUUCCAUGCUUGGCCUUGGGGAUAUUGUGAUUCCUGGGAUUUUUGUAGCAUUAGCAUUGCGCUUUGAUGUAUCAAGAGGAAAACAAAUUCGCUAUUUUAAUAGUGCAUUUUUUGGAUACACACUUGGCUUGGUCCUUACUAUUUUUGUGAUGAACUGGUUUCAAGCUGCACAGCCUGCUCUUCUAUACAUAGUACCUGGUGUUGUUGGAUCUGUGGCUGUUCACUGCCUGUGGAAUGGGGAAGUAAAACCGCUUCUAGAGUAUGAUGAAUCAAAGCCAGCAUCAGCCAGCGGUUCAUCACAAGAUGGAGAUGAUAAACUCAACAAGAAAGUGGAAUAGUGGCUAAUGGAUCGGAUUGCAGAACCUUUCUGAUAUAUGACAGAUGCCAUUACUAACUCUACCAAACUGAUGGUUGCAAGAAUCGCUCCCAAUAGCUUUUGGAAUCACAAAGUUUUUAUAAAAUACAAUAAAUCUUUUAUAGCUUAUAAAUCCAGUGCCUUACUUUAGAGAUUUAUCAGUAUCUUUUUUCUUUGUGGAUGUCGUUUUCUUCCAUGUCUCUUUCUACUGCCAUUUUCCGUUUUGUUUCCUGGAAGUAUGAGCCCUGAGCUUGGCACAUCA
Molecule: messenger RNA, 1854 nt
Organism: Elaeis guineensis (African oil palm)
Lineage: Eukaryota; Viridiplantae; Streptophyta; Magnoliopsida; Arecales; Arecaceae
Source: RefSeq, a predicted model, not a curated record